This is a messenger RNA of Triticum turgidum subsp. durum (durum wheat), 354 nucleotides long. The record is from the annotation of a GenBank genome assembly. NCBI's taxonomy places the organism in Eukaryota, Viridiplantae, Streptophyta, Magnoliopsida, Poales, Poaceae.
AUGACAGACAGAGGCAACGCGGAACUCCCCGUGGCAUUCUUCAGAGCCGAGCAUGUGGAACUCAACGUGCAUGCCGCUGCAGAUCUUGUCCGGUGGCGCGGAGAAGAGAUCCAGGGCCCGUGUGAGGGGAUCGUAGACAGCCAUUUGCUUGAUUCCCCAGUUGACGAGAACGACAUAUCCGUCGCGGCAGUCUUCCAUUGCCCACUCGCGAUCGGCGUCCUUAUCGUCUUCGGGGAGCAGGGUAAGGAAGACAUCGGCGCCGCGGAUGGCGGCGGCGUGGUCCACGUCGGAGAGGCGGCGGGUGGGCGCAAAGGCUGGCAAGGCGGGGUCGUGGAUGCUGAGGAAGAUUCCUAG